Messenger RNA from Gastrolobium bilobum, 1323 nucleotides. RefSeq names its product UDP-glucuronate 4-epimerase 3-like. NCBI's taxonomy places the organism in Eukaryota, Viridiplantae, Streptophyta, Magnoliopsida, Fabales, Fabaceae. Bases 1 to 1323 code for a protein of 440 amino acids. The transcript has a single exon. The record is from RefSeq and is a predicted model, not a curated record.
AUGUCUCUGAUGAAGCAAAUGUCCGACAACAUGGACGACACUCCGUCGACACCUGGAAAGUUCAAGAUGGAGAAAGGUUCCUACUUUCAUAGGGCUCGGUGGCACUCUUCCCUCGCCAAGCUCACCAUUUGGUCCUUUGUGUUCUUGGGUGUCAUCUUCUUCUUCUUCUUCAGAACCCCAUCAUCACCUUCAUCCCUCCCUGCAGACCCUUCUCGCAGGUUCCUAAGGACCUACAGUUAUGGUGGUGCUGCAUGGGAGAAGAGGGUUCGUUCCUCUGCCAGGGUAAGGUCCAACAAUGGUGUCUCUGUGCUUGUCACUGGUGCUGCAGGGUUUGUUGGAACCCAUGUCUCUGCUGCCCUCAAACGCCGUGGUGAUGGAGUGCUUGGCCUUGACAAUUUCAAUGACUACUAUGACCCAUCACUGAAACGUAAACGCCAAGCUCUUUUGGAGCGCACUGGGGUGUUCAUUGUUGAAGGGGAUAUCAAUGAUGCAUCACUUUUGAGGAAGCUUUUUGAGGUUGUUCCUUUCUCUCAUGUGAUGCAUUUGGCUGCUCAGGCUGGUGUGAGGUAUGCUAUGGAAAAUCCGGGAUCUUAUGUGCAUAGCAAUAUUGCUGGUUUUGUCAAUUUGCUUGAGAUUUGUAAGUCUGUGAAUCCACAACCUGCUAUAGUGUGGGCAUCUUCUAGCUCAGUUUAUGGACUAAAUACCAAGGUUCCCUUUUCAGAAAGUGAUAGGACUGACCAGCCUGCUAGUUUGUAUGCUGCUACUAAGAAGGCUGGUGAAGAAAUUGCUCACACAUAUAAUCAUAUAUAUGGACUUUCCUUAACAGGGUUGAGGUUCUUUACUGUUUAUGGACCUUGGGGUAGGCCUGAUAUGGCUUAUUUCUUUUUCACAAGGGAUAUUUUAAUGGGGAAGCCAAUUCCAAUCUUCGAAGCUGCUAAUCAUGGCAUGGUUGCCAGAGAUUUUACUUAUGUUGAUGACAUUGUGAGAGGAUGCUUGGGAGCAUUGGACACUGCUGAGAAGAGCACUGGUAGUGGUGGGAAGAAGAAGGGACCAGCUCAAUUGAGGGUAUUCAAUUUAGGGAAUACUUCACCUGUGCCAGUUACAGAUCUUGUGAGCAUUUUAGAGAGGCUCUUGAAGGUUAAGGCCAAUAGAAACAUAAUGAAGUUGCCGCGAAAUGGGGAUGUGCCAUUUACUCAUGCAAACAUUAGCUAUGCUGAGAGAGAGUUUGGGUAUAAACCUACAACAGAUUUACAGACUGGUUUGAAGAAAUUUGUUCGGUGGUACCUCAAUUACUAUUCUGAUGGACAGAAAGCUGCUGAGUGA